Messenger RNA from Panicum virgatum (switchgrass), 699 nucleotides. Its product is annotated as disease resistance protein RGA4-like. The record is from RefSeq and is a predicted model, not a curated record. NCBI's taxonomy places the organism in Eukaryota, Viridiplantae, Streptophyta, Magnoliopsida, Poales, Poaceae. The transcript is spliced from 2 exons. Bases 1 to 699 code for a protein of 232 amino acids.
AUGGCGCGGCGCGGGAGCCCGGCGGCCGGCGCCAAGGGCGGCGCGGGAGUAGAGCUGCGAAUGGGUUGGGGAGAAGAGAUGGUGGAUCCAUCCAAGAUUAUCGAAACAGCCGCGGGAGGCUGCCUGGUAGCUCUGGUCAGGAAGCUCGCUUCCCUGACGCUCAGUGAGAUCUCCCAGCUGAGUGCCAUCUCCGGCAACAUCGACUGGCUGAAAGAGGAGCUGCAGCUCCUGCACGCCGUCCUGCUAGAUCUGUCAGAUGAGGAGAAUCCUAGCCACCAAAUGAAGCUCUGGAAGAACAAAAUAAGAGAGCUAUCAUAUGACAUCGAUGAUGCCAUCAACGGGUUCCUACUCGCCUCGAGCAAGGAGAAAGAUCCCGGACUCCAGCAUGACCCAGGCUUCGUUGAUCGCAUCAUGGCGACCAUUCGAAGGUGCACCGAUCGAAUCAGAAGCUUACCCUCUGAUUUCGGGAUCACCCGAGAGAUCAAGAAGCUCAAGGAUCGUGUUAAUGCGGCAGAAGACCGGCACAAGAGGUUAAAGACAGGGACGAACAGUGAUGCUGGCCCAAGCUAUGAUGCUAUUCCUAUCCGGGAUGUUGCUCAAUAUGCGGAUCCAGCUAGCCUCGUGGGCAUUGAUGCUCCGAGAGAAGAGAUCAUCCGCAAGCUCAGUCUCCAGGUGCCGCCGUGCCGGGCUCUUCAGUGA